Molecule: messenger RNA, 498 nt
Organism: Recurvomyces mirabilis
Lineage: Eukaryota; Fungi; Ascomycota; Dothideomycetes; Mycosphaerellales; Teratosphaeriaceae
Exons: 1
Coding region: 1-498 (165 amino acids)
Source: RefSeq, a predicted model, not a curated record
AUGUCGGACAAUAUAUACCUACCUUCGCCGGCCUCGACGGAGUCAGCCGAAGCUGAGAUUGAUGUAGCCAAAGACCUUGAGCGGCUGGCAGUCAAUUUCGUCGAUGUGCUCAAUGCCCGGGACUUCGACUUCACCAGUGAUAAGGCUAAGGAGCUCCGGACUCGCAUGACAGCCGACUGGAAAGCACAGAUGGACACAUAUGCUGCGGACCCUUCGCCGGUCAAGUUUGACGAGCAGGUAAGGAGGUGGAAGCUCCGAGCUCAAGAUCACACCGGCGUGCAUUUCCAGGUCGUCGAAGUGAUGAGUAAAGUGGAAGAGAAGAAGGAGCGAGCGAGGGUGUUCUUGGAGAUGCAAGUCUCGGGGAUCACAGAGGGGAAGCUCAUGGCUAUGAAUGAGCUGAGGUGGAGGAAGGUCGAAGGGGCGUGGUUAUGUUACUUUGUGAUUGGGAUGAGAGGGGGAGGUGUGAACAACGCUGCUGCAAUGCCGUUCCCGACAUGA